AGAUGAAGGCGCAGAAACACAGACAGACUCUCAGAUCAUCAGCAGGUGGUGCUCCACAUAUCUCAGACAUGAGGAUUGUACUGAUGGGAAGCAGAAAGGUGGGGAAGAGUUCAUCAGGAAACACCAUCCUGGGAAGAGAGGAGUUUGAUACCUCAGGAGAAACAGCUGAGUGUGUGAAGAGAGAGGGAGAAACAGCAGGGAGACACAUCACUGUAGUGGAGGCACCCGGAUGGAUUCACAAUUCCUCUGUAGUGUACACUCCUGAACGUGAUAAACAAGAGAUUGUCCUCAGUGUGUCUCUGUGUCCUCCAGGACCCCAUGCUGUACUGCUGGUCAUUGAUGUGAUUUGGCCAUUCACAGAGACAGACAGAAGAGCAGUGCAGGGACACCUGGAGCUUCUGGGUGAGAGAGUCUGGAGUCACACUAUAGUGCUGUUCACCUGGGGGGACCGGCUGGGAAACACAACCAUUGAGCAGCACAUCGAGAGAGAAGGAAAGGCUCUGCAGUGGGUUGUAGAGAAAUGUGGGAACAGGUAUCAUGUUGUAGAGAAUAACAAGAGCGAUGGUGGCCAGGUGACAGAGCUGCUGGAGAAGAUAGAAGAGAUGGUGGCAAGAAACAGAGGCCAUCACUUUGACUUUAAUGGAAAGACUAUGAAAGAACUGAUGAUGAUGAAGAAGGAGGACGAGAGAAGAGCAGAGGAGAGGAAGAGGAAGGUGCAGAAGCACAGAGAGACUCUCAGAUCAUCAGGUGGUGCUCCACAUAUCUCAGACAUGAGGAUUGUACUGAUGGGAUACAGAUGGGCUGGGAAGAGUUCAGCAGGAAACAUCAUCCUGGGAAGAGAGGAGUUUGAUACCUCAGGAGAAACAGCUGAGUGUGUGAAGAGAGAGGGAGAAACAGCAGGGAGACACAUCACUGUAGUGGAGGCACCCGGAUGGAUUCGCAAUUUCUCUGUAGCGCUCACUUCUGAACGUGCUAAAAAAGAGAUUGUCCUCAGUGUGUCUCUGUGUCCUCCAGGACCCCAUGCUGUACUGCUGGUCAUUAAUGUGAAUGGGUCAUUCACAGAGACAGACAGAAGAGCAGCGCAGGAACACCUGGAGCUUCUGGGUGAGAGAGUCUGGAGUAACACCAUAGUGCUGUUCACCGGUGGGGAUGGGCUGAGAAACACAACCAUUGAGCAGCACAUCGAGAGAGAAGGAAAAGAUCUGCAGUGGGUUGUAGAGAAAUGUGGGAACAGGUAUCAUGUUGUAGGGAAUAAGAAGAGUGAUGGUGGCCAGGUGACAGAGCUGCUGGAGAAGAUAGAAGAGAUGGUGGCAGGAAACAGUGGAGGGUGGAGUAUGGAUUACCCUCCUAAAUUUAGAGAAGGCCUACCUGAUGACUUCUCAGGGGGAGAUACUGGAUAUUACUCUGCUCAAUCAGGACUUGAAUCUGAGCUCAUAAAGCCCUUUAAGCAGCUGAGUGCUGCUGCCUCUGUUCAAAGUUCUGGACAACAGAAGCCUCCCUUGAGACCAGCACAUAGAAAAGCACCAUGUGCUGAGGGGAAUGGUUAGUGUAAAGUAUUUUUUCUUUUCCCAAGUUAACUUCCUGUUGAAGUAUCCUCAUACAUUGUUUCAUUAACAAAUACAAAUCAGUAAAACUCAGUUGCUCAAAUCAAGCUCUCAUAAAAUGAUUAAUUACACAUGAACACAUAAAAUAUGUAAUGCAAAUGCAGUUGUAAGUGGUACAGUACAUAUGUUCGAUGUAUAAUCCUUUGUAUGAUGUCAUGUACCCCUUUCUUUUAGUCUUUGAAAGAAAAGUUCCAUUUGUGGAUGAGUCGACAAUAACUGUAAAUUAUGAUGAACGCAUCGGACGUGGCUCCUAUGGAACAGUUUACAGAGGAUCAUACCAGGGAACUCCUGCUGCUGUAAAGAUGAUAGAAAUAGAAGACAAUCCAGUGACUACAAAUGAACUCAUUAUACCUUGGCGUUUGUCUCACCCCAACAUCGUUCGGAUGAUUGCUGUAGCCAGAAGUGAGACACACGUCCUCAUUGCUAAUGAGUAUAUACAUGGAGCCAACUUGCAGGAGGUUCUUCACAAAGACACUCCCAUCAAGUUGCAGGACGAGGAUAAGCUGUUUGUGGCUUUAGAUAUUGCCAUGGCUGUUGAGUACAUACAUGGAAAAACAAUCAUCCACCAAGAUCUGAAGCCAGCAAAUAUAAUGAUUGCAGCAGACAACACAAAGGCCUACCUGACUGAUUGGGGCUUGGCGAACCUGAAGGAAACGGUGUCGAUGACGAGAAAAGACCGAUCAGGGGCUCUCUGUGGCCCAAUGGGAGGAACUCCACGCUACAUGGCCCCAGAAUGCCUCGUAGAGUGUAAGAAAUGCAGCACCAUGUCAGACAUGUGGUCUCUUGGCAUCACUCUUCUGGAGAUGUUCACCAACUCUCAGGCCUGGUCUUACAGUAGACCGCAAGAGCUGCGUGAGCUUCUUUAUAAAAAAAAACCUCCUGUUGCUCUGACUAGAUUACAGCCUGCUCUUCAUGACAUUGUGAAACCAUUGAUAAAAUAUGAACCCAAGUCUCGCAUGAAUGCCAAAGACCUGGUGAUACUGUUGAAGUCAAAAGUUGAUCUCACUCAAAGAUACGGGUACAAAUGGUAGGAAGACAGUAGUGAAAGAUCAAGAGAAGUUUAAAUAUAUAAAGGGAAUAUUUCCUUGAAUUUGUCAAAAUUGUGUCUGUGAAAUAGUCCACUCUUUGUGAGUGUUCUGGGCUCUGUUAAUGGUGAAUAAUACAAAUGUCACCAUUCAGUAAAACCAAACCAAGCAGAGCAUGGAGAACAAUGAGGACAAUCAAAUGCCACACAGUCAAUCAUGAUUUGUAGCCAUGGCAACACCCAGACAGGGAAAGGACUUGGUUGUGUGUGUUUGACAGGUUUUGGCACAGCAGACCUCUAAGAAAAAAGAUGAUUCCAAUUUAUAUAUCAGCUGUUCACAGUCUGAGCACUGAAAGGGCUUCUCAGGUUGUGUCAUACUAUUUUGUAUAAUCAUAGACAUAGAUAGAGUAGUAUAUAUAUAUAUUUAACAUGAUGUCUUUCAGCCAUUUUUCCUAUACAAUUAUGA
This is a messenger RNA of Clupea harengus (Atlantic herring), 3094 nucleotides long. RefSeq names its product GTPase IMAP family member 8-like. The transcript has 7 exons. The record is from RefSeq and is a predicted model, not a curated record. Gene Ontology annotation, molecular function: protein kinase activity; ATP binding; GTP binding. Gene Ontology annotation, biological process: protein phosphorylation. NCBI's taxonomy places the organism in Eukaryota, Metazoa, Chordata, Actinopteri, Clupeiformes, Clupeidae. Bases 3 to 1547 code for a protein of 514 amino acids.